Penicillium oxalicum is the source of this 1218-nucleotide messenger RNA. RefSeq names its product putative polyhydroxybutyrate depolymerase. Gene Ontology annotation, molecular function: cellulose binding; hydrolase activity. The record is from RefSeq and is a predicted model, not a curated record. The coding region runs from base 1 to 1218 and encodes 405 amino acids. Gene Ontology annotation, biological process: carbohydrate metabolic process. Gene Ontology annotation, cellular component: extracellular region. NCBI's taxonomy places the organism in Eukaryota, Fungi, Ascomycota, Eurotiomycetes, Eurotiales, Aspergillaceae. The transcript is spliced from 4 exons.
AUGACCUAUCGAGAUGCUUUGAUCGGACUUGUUGGCUUUGCAGGAGCUACCUGUGCAGCUACAACGUUGGGUGCUUACAAUGUUGACCCGGUCUCAGUAUCUGUCUCUGGAUUAUCGAGCGGUGGCUUCUUUUCUGCGCAGCUUGGUGUUGCAUACUCAAAUAUCUUCCAAACUGGAUUUGGUGUGUUUGCGGGAGGUCCAUUCGACUGUGCUCGCAAUCAGGCGUAUAUCUCAUGCAUGUACAAUGGAAACCCGUCGAUCACGACGCCCAUUGCCAAUAUGAAGGCCUGGAGUGGAAAUCAGAUUGCACCGAUUAGCAACUUGAAGAACCGCAAGAUCUACCUCUGGACAGGCUCUUCUGACACAACUGUCGGACCAAACGUUAUGAAUGCGCUGAAUUCGCAGCUGAGCAAUUUUGACACCCCGGCCGAUGUUUCUUACGUGACUACAAGUGGUGCCUCACAUACAUUCCCUACUGACUUUAGUGGCUCUGGGGACAAUUCCUGCUCCAUGUCCUCCUCGCCAUAUAUCAGCAACUGCAACUACGACGGCGCAGGGGCUGUGUUGCAAUGGAUGUAUGGACCGCUAAACGCAAAAAAUACGGGAACAUUGUCUGGAAGCAUUGUCUCCUUUGCGCAGAAUGGUGCAUACGUUGCUGCUGGUAUGGAUACUACUGGAUACAUGUAUGUGCCAGCGAGUUGCCAGAGCGGCAAUACUGUCUGUAAACUGCACGUUGCUCUGCAUGGAUGCUUGCAAAGCUAUAGCAACAUUCAGAUGAAAUUCGUUCAAAAUACAGGCUACAACCAAUGGGCGGAUACGAACAACAUUAUCAUUCUCUAUCCACAAGCCAAGCCUGAUAACACCAUCCACUCCACCUGGGGAGGCUCAUUGAGCAACCCCAAUGGUUGCUGGGACUGGGUAGGCUGGUAUGGCAACAAUGCCGACCAAAUUGGAGGUGUUCAAAUGGUUGCAAUUGUCAACCAGGUUGCACAAAUCAUGAGCGGUUUCACUGGAGGAGGAAGCACUCCUCCAACUAGCACCACCUUGUCUACAACCACCAAACCUUCUACAACAACCACAGCUUCACCGAGUUCUGUAACCGGCGCUCCACUAUACGGACAGUGUGGAGGAUAUGGAUGGACCGGCCCAACCACCUGUGCUCAAGGUAUUUGCACGGCUUACAGUGCCUUUUAUGCGCAGUGUCUACUUCCACUGUAG